GGCUCGAUCCCGUGGAACAUCCUGCAAACACAUCUGAGACUCGCUGGAAGGAAAAGUCUGCACUUUCCCCUCACUGCACGCCGCCUCCCGGCUCCGUGUCGGGAUGACUAGUUGUCCGAUCACCUGGAGAGGUCCCCAGCACUUUUGCUGAAGCCGAACUGUCCCUCUGCAGGUCGUUGGCCCUGCUGGACUUAUGUUUUUAUGUUUGGACGCACGGCGGUGGGAUAUCCGGAAUGGGGAAUCCGUAGGAGGGACCGCACUGGCUGGUUUACUGUUGCGCGCAUCCACACAGCCCACGCCAGAGAUGGACUUUAAGAAGACUAAAUUUGGAAGGUUCAUGAACUGCAGGGUGCCAGCCAGUAAGAGAUACCAGCCCACCGAAUACGAACAUGCUGCAAACUGUGCCACACACGGGCUGUGGAUCCUCCCCAGUCUGGUGGGCGGGUCUGUGCUCUACUUCCUGUCUGUGGACCAAUGGCAUUGUGUUGCUGCCUGGCUCUAUGGGAGUGGUCUCACCGGCCUGUUCAUCACCUCCACGCUCUUCCACACUGCUGCCUGGAAAAUCAGCCACCUCCGGACAGUGGAGCAGCGUUUCCACAUGUGCGACAGAAUGGCCAUCUACUUCUUCAUCGCGGCCUCCUACUCUCCCUGGUUGAUGCUGAGGGAGUUGGGGCCCUGGGCGUGCCACAUGCGUUGGCUAAUCUGGGUCAUGGCUUGCAUUGGAUCCAUGUAUGUCUUCUUUUUCCAUGAGAGGUACAAGCUUGUAGAGCUGCUGGGAUAUGUCACCAUGGGGGCCGUCCCUGCUUUGGUCAUUCUGUUCAUGGUUGAACGUGCAGGUGUGUGUGAACUAGCCGUGGGAGGUGUUUUCUACGUGGUGGGCGUAGUCUUCUUUAAGAGCGAUGGCCUCGUCCCGUUCGCCCACGCCAUCUGGCAUCUGUUUGUUGCAGUUGGAGCAGGCAUCCAUUAUUAUGCCAUCUGGAGGUACCUGUACUUGCCUGGACCAGUGCUGCAGACAUCGAGGUGACUGGCUUCUGUCAUCUUAUUUUUCCAUACCAGACUGAGUGACGGAUAAAAGUCUAUUUUAGUCAUAAAAUCACUGUGUUGACUACAACUAACUUGACUUAGGAGGCUACACCUACAGGGAUGGUGCUGAUGAUCUGACUGUUAAGGAUCAGAUGAAAUUCCAAACACUUUUACUGUUUAAAUUAAAAAUCUGUCCCAAAUGCCAGUUAUUUAACUUCACCUCUGUAGACCAAACUUACUCAAAAACAUGAUUCUAAUUCUGCUGUCUGAAACAUUGUUAUGAACAAUCACUACUGCCAUGUUGACGGCCAAUAAGUGACCGAGAAAAUCCUUUGGAUGUAAAUCUUAAUCACCUCUAGGCUGAUGUUUGCAUAGUUGACCUAUGUUCAGUUAAAAGAAUCAUUUUAUAAAUGAAAAGUAGGUGAGAAUAUUGAUAACACUCUCAUAUCUGAAUGCCAAAUAGAGUACUGAGUAAAUGCUUUAGGCAUCUUUGAUGUUCAUACUUACCAUCUAGGGAUGUCCGAUAUUGGCUUUUUUGCCAAUAACCGAUAUGUCGAUAUUGUCCAACUCUCAGUUUCUGAUGUCAUCUGAUACUGGUAUAUGUGGGCUAUUUAACUCAUUUUAGGCAACAUCACAUAUCUCCUGUGGUGGAAUUAACACAUCACGCCUAAUUUUAUUGUGAUGCCCCAUUGGAUGCAUUCUCAAAUGCAACAAGGCUUUCCAAAUGUAAACAUUGUCUGUGCAAAAUAAGAAAACUACUUCAACUUAAGUUACGGAAAAAAUGCCAUAUUUAUGCCUUUUUUAAAAAAGAGUCUCAAACAACAGUUCAGACUCUCCCUCUCUCUAUGAGUCCAGUAAAUGCCGGCAAAAUCCUGGCAUUAUUUUAUCAGUUUUCAUGAUAGGCAAAAAACAAAAACUGAUGAUAGUGACCGAUAUUACAUUUUUAUGCCAAUAUUGGCCCACUGAUAUUAUUGGACAUCCCUAUAAUCAACCAUGCAGUAUCAUCACAGAGGAAUCUGACUGGUCACAGAUUUAUUUUCCAGUGUGACCGUGAUCCCAAAUAUACAAAGUCUUAACAAAUUAUACUCUUUAACAAGAACAGAGAGUCUUGCAAUAGGUGGUAAAACCUCCAUAGAGACCUUAACAAUAUGGAAUCAGUGUAGGAUCACAUGAAGAGAUAGAAGACACUGAGACAACCUCAAUCCACAGAAGAACUCGAGAUGUUAUAUGUAACCCACCAUGAAACUGGGCAAGUGCAUUGAGGAGACCUGGAACUGUUUUAAUUGCAAACGUUGAUCACUUUUAGUGCCUAUUGAUUAUCAUUAACUACACAAAGGAGACACCAGCAUAUCACUGCCUCUAUACUACACUAGAAAAGCACCUGCUUCAUAUUUACAGUACAGACAUAAAAGUGGCUUAAACUAUCUCUUCAAGCUUCUUCUUCUCUGUAACUUAUCUGACAUCUGUCUGGUUCCUUUUAGAAAUCCAACCAAAAGCGAUGCAUCAAAACUGAACACACAAGCAAUAUUUUGUAUUGGUGCUAACAGCUACAGUCGUGUAGUAAAGCUCACAGUUAGGCUGAUGUUCUUUUACUUUUGUUCAUUUUGACAGUGUUGCAAAAUUUAAAAGUAAAAUUAGCUUCAAGCUAAAAGAUAAUUUAUUCUGGAACAAUUCUUUUGCCAGUAUAUUAUACGUUAAAUUGUCAGUAUGCAAAUCCGCUGCCACACACCCUGAUUUACACUGAGACAGAGCAAAAGCAAUAUGCAGGCAGACUUUAAAAUAAGAUAAACUUUACUGAUCCCUCACUGGGGAAAUGUAUAUGUUACAUAAUAUUAUAUCCAGGUAAUAUGAAUCAUCUGUUAAUGAGAAGUUUAAGCACUUGAUUAAGAUAAAGGUCAAAUACAAGCGACUUGGUUGUGAAUCUGUUAAGAUUUUGGUUAAAUCUGCCUCAAAAUCAAUUAUCAUGAUUUUCUGUAGGUGGAUCUGAGAUAUAAUACGAUCAAAGACCGUGAUGAGUGGGUCAAACGUUACAAUCACACUAAAUGUCAACGUUUAGUGCUUCUAGUAUUUUGUUCCGAGGGCUCUAAUUGCCGUUGUCUUGUCAAAGUGGUGCACUCUUAUUCAUGAGCACUUUUCUAACAACAACAUGUAGAAUUUACUAGUGUCCUCUUGAGUAUGACAUACAUUGAUGGUUAUGUUAUACAGGUAGAUUAUAUAUGCACAUUUCCAUGUUUAUUUUUAUAAUUUUCUAUAUUUCCACAAGCACUGUAUUGAUGACAGUUUCAUGACGUUCCUAAUCGCUGGUAGAUCUAAUGUUUUUAUUUUUGAAAACACUCAGGUAGUGAGCUUUUUUUUUCUAAAUCAGAUGAUCUAUUUUGUACAAAAAAAUGAUGUAUCUGUGAAAUCACUGUAUUAAAGAGACACUAUAUUGCCUGUAAA
Amphiprion ocellaris (clown anemonefish) is the source of this 3462-nucleotide messenger RNA. It is a transcript of the gene mmd2a, whose product is annotated as monocyte to macrophage differentiation-associated 2a. Gene Ontology annotation, cellular component: membrane. The coding region runs from base 194 to 1024 and encodes 276 amino acids. Gene Ontology annotation, molecular function: pore-forming activity. The record is from RefSeq and is a predicted model, not a curated record. The transcript is spliced from 7 exons. NCBI's taxonomy places the organism in Eukaryota, Metazoa, Chordata, Actinopteri, Pomacentridae.